Ochotona princeps (American pika) is the source of this 2114-nucleotide messenger RNA. It is a transcript of the gene TFEC, whose product is annotated as transcription factor EC. Gene Ontology annotation, cellular component: nucleus. Gene Ontology annotation, biological process: regulation of transcription by RNA polymerase II. Gene Ontology annotation, molecular function: DNA-binding transcription factor activity, RNA polymerase II-specific; RNA polymerase II cis-regulatory region sequence-specific DNA binding; protein dimerization activity. The transcript has 6 exons. NCBI's taxonomy places the organism in Eukaryota, Metazoa, Chordata, Mammalia, Lagomorpha, Ochotonidae. Bases 1039 to 1881 code for a protein of 280 amino acids. The record is from RefSeq and is a predicted model, not a curated record.
GAGACAGAGAAAUAUCAUCCAUCUGAUGGUUCACUCUCCAGUGGUCACAGUGGCCAGGCCUGGAUUGUUUGAAGGGCGGAAGACAGAAGCUUUUUCUAAGUCUGCCAUGUAGGUGCAGGAGCAUCAGGAUUUGUGCUACCCAAUGCUGCUUCCCCAGACUGUUAAGCAGGGAGCUGAAGUGAAACAGCUGAGACUCCAACCAGGGACGCUUACACUAAAAGUGGAAGCUUUACCUGCUAUGCGAUAGCAUUGGCCCCAGACCCUGUGAUAAUUUUCUUGGGAAAAAUGCAGCAAUAACAAGGAAAUGCUAGUGACCAUAAUAGCCAAAACACUUUGGGCAAUUACUAUAUGAUACAGAUUUUGAAUAACGAUUUUGUGAAGAAACUACAUUUUAUCUUGCAGCCAACCUGUAAGAUCGAGUUUGUUAUUAUCACUUUACAAAUGAGGAAUGAGGCAUGGAGAAAAGUUCGAUAACAGGGAACAAUAGAGUUGGGACUUGAAUGCUGCACGGAAUGAAACCGAAGACAACAAUCCCACCCCCUCCAUUGUGUCAGUUGACUGGAGAGGCAUAGAACUGUAGAAUCUGGGACUUGAAGGGACCGGAGACUGUGGUGAUCCUUGGCCUGACUCCCGUAGAGUGAUUGUUUAGCCCUGAGGUUAGAUCUGUCUCUAUCAGUUCACCUAUUGAUGUCAGUUCCAUCCCUUCCUCUCAGAGAUGAGAUUGUGCACAGUAACUCAUUUCUUUUAACACACAUGGGUAUUUUUCAAUCAGAUGUCUGUAAAUGCUGGUGGCAUUUGGCAAUCGAAGUAAACUGUUAUAGUUCAAGACCAUCACAGAGAUGAGGACUGAGUAAAUAUUAACAACCCUCAUGCUUGGUUGGAACUUAAAAGGACUGCCUAACAUCCAUGAGCAAGCUUUUGUCAGUCACAAUCUAGACCAGAUUAGUCUGAAAGUCCAAGGAAGAACCAAAGUUCACCUGAGAGCAGAAGUUUCUAUACACGUCUCCCAGGAUUGUUUGCAAGUUGAAAGAACAGAAAAUGAUGAAGGAGAAAGAGAAAACCAUUGCUAUUGUGCAAGUUAUAGACCCUUCAAACUUAAAACUGUUAUCUGGAAAUAUUUUGGAUGUGUACUGUGGUGAGCAGGCAACUUCACCAGUUAAUAUGGGGCUUACAAGUGCUUCCUGUCCAAAUGGUCUACCAAUGAAAAGGGAGGUUACAGAGACUGACAGUAAAGCACUGGCAAAAGAGAGACAAAAAAAGGACAACCAUAACCUCAUUGAAAGAAGAAGAAGGUAUAAUAUUAAUUACAGAAUCAAGGAGCUUGGCACUCUUAUCCCGAAAUCUAAUGAUCCUGAUAUGCGUUGGAACAAAGGCACCAUUCUGAAGGCAUCAGUGGAGUACAUCAAGUGGCUACAGAAAGAACAGCAGAGGGCCCGCGAGUUAGAGCGCAGGCAGCAGAAGUUAGAACAGGCCAACCGGCGACUUCUGCUCCGGAUACAGGAACUAGAGAUACAGGCUCGUGCUCAUGGUCUGCCAGCCCUGGCUUCGCUUGGCAUGGUGGAUCCAGGUGCUGCCAUCACCAAACAGCAGACCCAUCCUGAGCAGUAUUCAGUAGACUACUGCCAUCAACUGACUUCAGCCCAAGAGCUGAGUUCUGAGCUUUCUGACCAAGCGAUGGCCUUCUCUGAUCCUUUGUCACACUUCACAGACUUAUCAUUUAGUGCUGCUUUGAAGGAGGAACAGAGACUAGACGAUGCAUUACUGGAUGCCAAAUUAUCUCCGCUUGGGGUAGAUCCUCUGCUCGCUGUCACUUCUCCUACAGUUUCCAAAGAGAGCAGCAGGAGAAGCAGCUUCAGCUCGGAAGAUGGUGACGAGUUAUAAGAAAUAAGUGGGACCAGUCCGUCAAUGGAAGCAAUCUAUGCUGGUGCUGUGCAGUCUCACGCUGUGUGUCUUGUAUUGCCUCGGCUUUGUUUUUCUGAAAUUAUUAUAAUGUUCAUGAAAACUGGACUGAUGAGGAGUAAAAGAAGAAUUCACAAGAAAGUCAUGGUGACUAGGCAGGAGGUGCAGCUAAGGAAUAGCCCUCUAUUGAUGUUUUAUGGGCAACGACUUGGUGA